Messenger RNA from Monosiga brevicollis MX1, 2823 nucleotides. RefSeq lists its product as uncharacterized. NCBI's taxonomy places the organism in Eukaryota, Choanoflagellata, Craspedida, Salpingoecidae. The record is from RefSeq and is a predicted model, not a curated record. The coding region runs from base 1 to 2823 and encodes 940 amino acids. Gene Ontology annotation, molecular function: RNA binding; 5'-3' RNA helicase activity. The transcript has 5 exons.
AUGGCAGUGGACCCCGCCGCCACCCUCUUGUGCUUUAAACACUCUACAUUCAGACGUGAGAGGUUGCCGGCCGUGGACUCCCCGCAAGCUCGGCACAUCUGUUCCUUCAUUGAGCCACUGCUGGCGACCGCCACUGACGUGAACGACCUUCGGGAGCGCCUGCGCGCAGACCAUGGACUCAGCCACACCAUAUCUUCUCAUGCGUUGAGGAUUGCACUGAGCCGGUACCGUCCGCUGCUCCCUCCAUUUCCUGCCCGCUUGCGGAAGCGGCGAUCGGCGGGGCAUCAGCUGAAGCGGUAUGCGGAGCUGACAGCGACCCCCGAGGAAGCACUACGUGGCGCCCAUGACAAUCUUCUCCAAGCUAAAGGCGGAAUCACACUGAUCGCCAAAAACUCUCUUGUUGCAGAGCCCGGGCAAGAGUCUGUGCUCAAAGUUGAACUGCGCAACGAAGGCCCAGCCAAUCGUUUGCUGCAUGUCUGGGGCAUGAUUCACAAGCCACCUCACGUGAGCCUCCAGGACGUGAACAAGGUCCCAGUCCCCGCCAAUGGCACCACGACGCUGCACAUUUUCUAUCGCCCAACCCAGCAGGAGCACGUUCGUUGCCUGCUGGUCCUCAGCUUUGGUAGCUUUCACUUGGGGCACGUGCUCGAGCUCAAAGCCGAGUCGGAUUUGCUCCGAGAGCUGCGAGCCGAGAAUAAGCCUCAAAAGCAGCGCCGAAAGCCAAGCAUACCCCCACAUACUGCAGGCAAUCUCCCGGCAUACACAACCACAUUGGCCAAAUUUGAGAACACGACGCCGCCGUCUGAGCUGGCCAAACAAUUGCCUCCGAAGCCUGAGCCGCUCACGCUUGACACCUACGCCGAGCGGCUUGCAGAUCUGUGGCAUCUCGAGGAGCAUCAAAUGACCCUCGACCUUGACAGAUACAGCAUGGAAAAAGUUCCUCUGACCAGCCGCGGAGGCUAUAUGACUCUUGACGUCCCUGGUCUCGCGGAGCGCCGACCCUCUGUGCUGAAAGGCGACGCCAUCAUUAUCCAGAACACGCGCGGCCACUCCCACCGUGGGUUUGUGCACGAAGUGCACCAGUGCGAGGUAUGGCUGAAGUUUAGCCGAACUGUGCAGACCCAGCAUAUUGACGGCAUGCUGUACGAUGUCAAAUUCACGCUGAAGCGGACAAAUCUGAAGCUUCGGCAUCGCGCUCUGUGUGACAUCUCCUUGUCACCGUUGCUACCGCUUCUUCUCCCCACGCAUGCUCUCUUCCCGGAUAACGCAGCGGAUCCACAGCCACAGCAGCUCCAGUGGCGCAGCACAGAUCUCAACAGUGAGCAACAGCAAGCCGUCCAGGCUGUCGUUCAGCUGCCUCCACGAUCCCCACCAUACAUUAUCUUUGGCCCUCCCGGGACAGGGAAGACCAAGACGCUCGUUGAAGCGGUUUAUCAGGCAAGUGUGUUUGCUUUGAACAAAGAGGCUCGAGUGCUCGUCUGUGCCCCAAGCAACGAUGCCACUGACAUACUUCUGGCCCGAGUUACCCGCGCUGUGUCCGGGCAGCUGACUCAAGACGUCAUUUUUCGAGCAAACGCGGCGUUUCGUCAGCGCAGUGAGGCCGACCGUAGGGAGGUCGCCGAGUACAGCUGCUUUGACGAAGAGGCCAAUAUGUACAAGCUGCCCGACAACAUGUCACACGUGCGCCUUGUAUUUACUACCCUGACGUUUGCCGCUACCGUGACCGACGUUCGGAACGGCUUUGGCGCCGUUGAUUAUGUGUUUGUCGAUGAGGCCGGCUACGCUGACGAAUGUGAGACCCUGCUGCCGUUGAUCGGCGGCGUCGGGGGCUGGUCCGAGUCAGUCGGCACCCGUAUCGUGCUUGCUGGCGACCCGUACCAGCUGGGACCCAUCAUUCGCAGCCCCGUGACUGUCAAACAUGGCCUGGGUGUAUCCAUGCUCGAACGUCUCAUGUCCCAAGCUCCUUAUGCUCGGCUGCCUGGAGCGCUUACUGGGACUUCCCCUUUGUUUAAUCGUGCCUAUGUGACCAAGCUCGUCAAGAACUACCGCUCGCACCCGGAGCUGCUCACAGUGCCCUCACGCAUGUUUUACGACAACCAGCUGGAGGCUUGCGCCGAUGUUGAUGAGCGCAACUCGCUGCUCACCUGGGACAAGUUGCCCAACGCCAACGUGCCCUUGGUGUUUCAUGGAGUGCAAGGAAAACACGAGCAGGAAGGAGACUCGCCGUCGUUUUUUAAUCUUGAAGAGCUGGUGCAGGUGCGCAGCUACGUCGAAAGCCUGCUUGGUCACAAACGGGCUGGCCUGAAGCAGACCGACAUUGGCGUCAUCUCACCGUACGUCAAGCAGUGCCAGCGUUUGCGGCGGGUCUUUAAGGAUAAUAAGUGGGAGUGCAUCAAGGUGGGCACCGUCGAGGCCUUUCAGGGUGAUGAGCGCCGCGUCAUCAUCGUGUCAACCGUGCGCAGUGUCAAGCCAGCGCAACUCGGCAAUGUGGAUCUGGCCGCCUUUUUGCGCUUUGACGUGGACCACAGCCUAGGCUUUUUGCGCAACCCGAAACGGUUCAAUGUGGCCAUCACUCGGCCUAAGGCCCUGCUCGUGGUGGUGGGCAAUCCCUUUGUCCUUCGAUGCGACCCGUGUUGGAGGCAGCUCAUUGACUUUGCCCGGGAGCAAGGUUGCUAUGUGGGCACAGAGUAUGUCGGGCAAGCUGCCCAAACCGAGCAAUUGGCCGAGGCCAUGCGCAGUGUUAUUCUCGACCCACAGAUGGACGACGAUGAUGACGCGGAUGAAGCCGCUGCAACCGACCUGCCAUGGCAGCGGGAGUACUGA